This is a messenger RNA of Eruca vesicaria subsp. sativa (arugula), 1392 nucleotides long. Lineage: Eukaryota; Viridiplantae; Streptophyta; Magnoliopsida; Brassicales; Brassicaceae. The record is from the annotation of a GenBank genome assembly.
AACAUUAGCAAAACCCAAUUAGCCUUCUUUCGAACAAACAAACUCCGUCUCCUACUCCUCUCCGCCGUUAAAGCCUCGCACUUUCUUUCUCUCCUCUAUUAGGGUUUUCUUGAGAAGAGAGAAAAGAUGUUCGGAAGAAGACCUCCGAGUAAGAGCGACAACACCAAGUUCUACGAGAUCCUCGGUGUCCCUAAGACCGCUUCACCAGAAGAUCUCAAGAAGGCUUACAAGAAAGCCGCCAUCAAAAACCAUCCCGACAAGGGUGGAGAUCCUGAGAAGUUUAAGGAGCUAGGUGAGGCUUAUGGAGUUCUGAGUGAUCCAGAGAAGCGUGAGAUUUACGAUCAGUAUGGUGAGGAUGCACUCAAGGAAGGAAUGGGUGGUGGAGGCGGUGGACACGACCCUUUUGACAUCUUCUCGUCCUUCUUUGGUGGUGGUGGAAGCCCAUUCGGAGGCGGAAGCAGCCGUGGAAGGAGGCAGAGGCGUGGUGAGGACGUUGUUCACCCCUUGAGGGUUACCUUGGAGGAUCUUUACCUCGGAACAACGAAGAAGCUCUCACUUUCUAGGAACGCUCUGUGCUCAAAGUGUAACGGAAAGGGUUCAAAGUCUGGAGCUUCAAUGAAGUGUGGUGGAUGUCAAGGAAAGGGAAUGAAGGUCUCGAUCAGACAGAUUGGACCUGGAAUGAUUCAGCAGAUGCAGCAUGCUUGUCAGGAGUGCAAGGGUACAGGAGAGUCGAUCAAUGAUCGUGACAGGUGUCCACAGUGCAAGGGAGAUAAAGUUAUCCCCGAGAAGAAGGUGCUUGAAGUAGCUGUUGAAAAGGGAAUGCAACACAGCCAGAAGAUUACAUUCUCUGGACAAGCUGAUGAAGCGCCUGAUACAGUCACUGGAGAUAUAGUGUUUGUCGUUCAGCAGAAGGAGCAUCCUAAGUUCAAGAGAAAGGGAGAUGAUCUCUUUGUGGAACACACCCUCACUCUAACAGAGGCUCUCUGUGGAUUCCAGUUCGUCUUGACACACUUGGACUCGAGACAGCUUCUCAUCAAAUCCAACCCUGGGGAGGUUGUGAAGCCAGAUUCAUACAGGGCAAUAAGCGACGAGGGAAUGCCGAUUCACCAAAGGCCGUUCAUGAAGGGUAAGCUUUACAUCCACUUCACUGUCGAGUUCCCGGAAUCGCUGAGUCCAAAUCAGACAAAGGCCAUUGAAGCUGUCUUACCAAAGCCGACAAAGGCAGCUUUGACCGCCAUGGAGAUAGACGAGUGUGAAGAGGCGACGCUGCAUGAUGUGAACAUGGAAGCUGAGAUGAAAAGGAAGGCUCAAACACAAAGAGAGGCUUAUGAUGACGAUGAUGAAGAAGAAGGCCCAGGCGGUGGUCAUGGUGUUCAAUGUGCUCAGCAGUGA